This is a messenger RNA of Drosophila mauritiana, 848 nucleotides long. RefSeq lists its product as uncharacterized. The coding region runs from base 287 to 742 and encodes 151 amino acids. The transcript has 2 exons. Lineage: Eukaryota; Metazoa; Arthropoda; Insecta; Diptera; Drosophilidae. The record is from RefSeq and is a predicted model, not a curated record.
AAAAUAUUCCUGAAAGAAUUUUGAAACGUUUUCCAUGUGGUUUGGGUGCGACUGCUCUAUAUAUUGGGUAAACAAAUAUUCGACGCAUGCUUGGCUGUGUCGAUCUGGUUCUGGUUGAGUGGCCACACCGAAUGAAUAACCACCGAAUAGCUGCUGAUGACAUCAUAGCUCCAGGGUCGUGUUCGUAUUCUUCUAUAGAAUCUCUCUUUAAAAUACUCUUUAGACUGGCUGAUUGGCUCUCGCUUGAGAUUCGCUUGUUCUGGCGGAGAUCAGAUAGUCAGUUACCAUGGAGCAGCAGGUGGAGAGGUUACGGGUGAGAUUGGUGCCCGCCGGAACGGCGGAGGAACGUGCCAGGAAUAUUAUUGCCAAUGUGGUCCUGGAGGAUGGUCUGGUGCCCUUCAUCGAUGAUCACGCGGCGGAGAAGGUGACCCUGAUCCCCCAGCAGUCAGCUGCUCCACUUUCCUCCGCCCACCAGGAACCACCCAUCCGAUACUACUCUGUUGGACCCUCCACCUACAAGCUGUUGUGUCCACUCUGCCGCGAGAGGAGCCAGGCGGCUGUGAUGAGAGCAGCCAGCUGCAAGGACGCCAGUUUCUGCCUCAGCCUGCUUUCCUGCAUCUUUCCGCUCUUCUGGAUCUGCUGCGUGUGCACCUGGUGCGGAUGCAAUCGGGAGUGGACCACCAAGGGCGUUUACUGCAGCUCGUGUGGCGGCAAAGUGGGGAUCCAGCGCAAGGCCAAGUAGCCCAUUCCGCGGACCAAUUAAAUCGAAAUUAAUGCCAAAUAUUUAUCAUAUCUGUUCUAUAAUUCUAUUACGCGUCUAACUCAAUUAAAUACACAGUGUAAAUCAA